UUUGUGAGCAGAUUCGGAUUUCUGUAACAGAAAAAUAAAGUGAACAAAAUGAGCUCUUCCGGCGCCGGAAAUCGUCUCAAAACGACCGUCGCCCCAAGCCGCCAACAGCCUUCCCGCGCUGCCAAGCGUCCCAGGUUCUCGGGACCCGCCGCGGAACCCCAAUUUCCGCCGGAAAUCUGGGAGCACAUCUUCCGGUUUAUUCCCGCCUGGCAGUUGCCGCGGUUGCGUUUGAUUUGCCACCACUGGAACGCAGUCAUUUCCGGCAGCUCGUCGCUGAUGGAUCGGUGCGACGUCCGGAUUGAUGCAUCGAGACUGAAUCGGCAGAUGGACCAGCACUACGUUCCGGCCAACCUGCCGCCGUUGGUCACUCAACUGGUGGUGCGCAAGUUCACGAUCGUGUCGUGUGAUCACUGGUGGCCGGAGUUUGCCCAGUGCCUGAAAGAGUUGCAGCUGAUGUACUGCACAAUGACGGUUGAUGUUUUGUACGGGAUGUUGCGACGGGCACCGAAUCUUCGGCGAUUGGUUCUGUACGGUGCUAAGCUUUCUGGGACGGCUGAACCAGACUUCCAGUUGGACCGUUUGACACUGUUGGUGGUGUGCUGCGUUGGUUUUGAGGACAACUCGCGCAACAUUCUGGACGGAUUCGAGCGCGUGUUUCCCCGGUUGGAGGAUCUCAGACUGAAAAACAACAGCAUGCCGACGAACAUACUGCAGUCGAUCCGAACGCUACAGAAUAGUCUGCAGUACCUUACACUUCAAAGUUACCCCAACGUUCUGGACGAACUCAGCGAACUACAACAGCUGCGACUGAAAAUGUUAGGUCUCGACGUGGAUGUGCUACGCGACGACCUGGCAACGUGGACUAAGUUGUGCCGAAACCAGCCGCUACUCGAGAAUCUGAAGAUGUCAAGCAACUGCAUCCAUGUUCUCCGCGAAACGGGUCGAUUGCUGCCCAGGUUGAAGACCUUUACGUUGACCGUUCGCAACCAGAUGGUGGCGUCAUUUCUGGAAACCAUGCCGAGGUUGGAGUACCUCGAAAUCUCCGGAUGCUACGACCUGAUUAGUUUUCGAAACUACACAUCUCCAAGCUUGGAGCGGUUCGUGUUGGAAACAAUCGAGACGGAAGACCUCUUCCAGUACCUGCAACGAUCUCCGAGACUGAGGCAAAUGCGUCUGAACAACUGCAAACUGGGCUAUUGCGAAGCUGUCACCGCCAGUCUCCCCAACCUGACCUUACUGAUCCUCGAUGACCUAAACUGCCAUCCGAACAGCUGGUUCUCGCUGCUUGCCCACAGCUUCAACCUGGAAGAGCUGACCCUGGUUUAUCUCAGAUAUCUGGACAACGGAACAAUGCGUAAGAUUUGCAAAAUGUUGAAACACCUCAAGAAGUUGUCCCUGCUUCGUAUGCGCUACCUGACGGAUUAUUCCGCUAACCACAUCAUUCAGCACUGCCGGGCCCUCGAGGAACUGGAAGCCGACUAUCCCUUUACGGAGGCUGCGCUCGUUCGUAUCGAGUCCGCCCGGAACAUUCAUGUCAAGCGGCCGCGUGCCAGGUCCGACGACGAGGAUGAUGAGGAAGAUGAUGACGAGUGAAGAAAUCUGAU
Molecule: messenger RNA, 1604 nt
Organism: Culex pipiens pallens (northern house mosquito)
Lineage: Eukaryota; Metazoa; Arthropoda; Insecta; Diptera; Culicidae
Exons: 2
Coding region: 49-1593 (514 amino acids)
Molecular function (GO): protein binding
Source: RefSeq, a predicted model, not a curated record